Heterobasidion irregulare TC 32-1 is the source of this 672-nucleotide messenger RNA. RefSeq lists its product as uncharacterized. NCBI's taxonomy places the organism in Eukaryota, Fungi, Basidiomycota, Agaricomycetes, Russulales, Bondarzewiaceae. Bases 1 to 672 code for a protein of 223 amino acids. The record is from RefSeq and is a predicted model, not a curated record. The transcript is spliced from 2 exons.
AUGCCUGCCAUGCCUCGGAAUCCACCGCCCGCGAGUCACGCGAGGGAAGUGCUCGGCGAACGGGCCCAGCGGCUUGGAAUGGCUUGGAAGCGCCGAUCCACAUGCACGCAUGAAGAGCCGACGAGGCAAGACUGCGAGGCUCGAUAUUUGCUGAGGGACAAACACGCGUAUCUCGGAUGGGGUCGGGGCGAGCGUUGGAGCUGCGUCCAUGUGUCGGCCGUCGAAUUGAACAUGGCACAUGAAAAUGAAUCCGCGGUGCACGACACAGGACGAUCAACAUAUGCGGUAGCUCGUUCUGUGGAUGUCCACCCAAACAUGAUCUGGAGAACCACGGAAGCGAAUCGAGUCGCAAAUGGGGGCCUAAGAAACUUUCGAUGCGAAGGACGAUCCGUGCGCACUUGUGCUUCGCGAAGCGUCGCAGGCGUGCAUGGGGCACUGUGGAGCCUGGGUAACGUUGAGCGGCUGCACAUGUGGUGUUCAAGACUUCGCGAGCCCUUCACGCGUGCGCCAAAACAAGCAGAAAUGGGUGCCGGUGUGGGCUCGCCCAUCGAAGCCGUAGCCAUGCAUGAUACUGCGCGAAGACGUGAUCUGCGCAAAAAAUUGAAGACCUCAAACAGGGAAGUCGAAGGACGGAGGUAUUCGGGAGAAGACGUAGCGCGCGGGGGUCCGUGA